Molecule: messenger RNA, 617 nt
Organism: Exophiala xenobiotica
Lineage: Eukaryota; Fungi; Ascomycota; Eurotiomycetes; Chaetothyriales; Herpotrichiellaceae
Exons: 4
Coding region: 126-617 (163 amino acids)
Source: RefSeq, a predicted model, not a curated record
GGCUAACCACAUGUGAGCGCGACUGCCUUGUGUUGUCGAAUACGGCACUACUCAAUCACACAAAAGCGAGGGUGGCUUGAUCCGAGACCUUUCAACUUUCAACUUCCCCCUUUCAUGAAGACAAGAUGUCGGACCAAUCACCUCAAGAGAAGUCUGGGCCAUGGUGGGCCAAUGGAAAAGUGAUCGACAUCAACAAACCGGUGAAGUGGGGGCAGCCGAAGGGCAAGGUCGUGGAAGAAAGCUCUCCGACUCUCACCAAAAAUGUGCAUGAUGGGCCUGUUCAUCGUGGUGACAUGGUCGAAUUGACCGACCCCGUCUGGAUCAAUGAGAACGUUGAGGGAGAAGAGGCCAAGUGCAGGAAGCGUGGUCGAGCCCAGCCUGCUUCGUAUCUGCUGGAAUCAAGAAAGACUUGGCCAGAAUGGAUGAAAAAAGCACUGUGCGACUACACCAGUGCUGCUGAUACUGGAAUGGUGGAAGUCUCACGCUUCAUGGUGUCAGACACAAAUUGGCAGUGGCUGUUGAGAGAAGAGAAGGAGCUGGUUAUUGCCACCUGGGCACGCGAUAACGAAACGGAGAAGCUUUUGGAAGAUGAUGAGACUAGCUGGACCUUGAUAUGA